Molecule: messenger RNA, 5703 nt
Organism: Brassica rapa (field mustard)
Lineage: Eukaryota; Viridiplantae; Streptophyta; Magnoliopsida; Brassicales; Brassicaceae
Product: pentatricopeptide repeat-containing protein At3g16010
Molecular function (GO): protein binding
Source: RefSeq, a predicted model, not a curated record
AGGGAGUGGAUAUAUAGCGCUGGAACUGGAAGCUGCUGGGGACUUGUGGUCACCGGAGGAGUAUAAUUUCGAUGAUGUACAUGUCGGUUCCAUACACUUUAGCGAAGAGAUUCGUCUCAAGAUUUUCAACUACUAUACCACCAAGAUGUUACCUUUCUCCGACAGAGUAUGAGGCUGGUGUUGAGAGGUUUGGUAUUUCGAGACAGGCUAGAAGGGAGAGGUCAGCGCGGAUUCUGGGUGAGCCCGUUGUUAGGAUAAUGGAAAACUUCCAUAGGAGGAGAAACUUGAAAGGCUUGCAUGAUUUUGAACAUAGAGUGAACGAUCGCUUUGUUUGUUCGGUUCUUGACAUGGACGCUGACAUAAUUGCCAAGAUUACGUUUUUCAAGUGGGCUGGUAGAUGUGGAAACUUUCAACCUAACCGCUCCACCUACAUGGUCUUUCUACAUUGCCUUGAAGAAGAGGCUAGGAAGCUUGAUCAUGAUUCUGAUGCGACAGAGAGUGUAUACAUCGCUCUCUUGGGAUUACACUUUAAGUUUUGUACGGUUGAGAAAACUUUUGAUCUUCUCGAGGAGAUUAAGAUGAAACAGACCGGUACUUUUUCUACUUUUGCGGAACUGAUACAUGAAUUUCUCAAAGUGGGGAACGUAGAAGAAGCAUAUGGUUUGUAUGAGAACAUUCGUAGAGAUUGGUUGAGGUGUCCUCAUCUCGUCUUCUUACACAAGUUGAUUAACAUUUUGAGCAAAAUAGGUAGAGUUGAGGUGUUAUCAAAGGUCUUCCGAGUGUGGCAGUACAUUGAUGCGUACGAUGCUCUGAUUAAGACUCUAUUUGAGUCCAAUGCACCUGAUUCAGAGGUGAUGUAUUUGUUUGAUCGGAUGAAGGCGGACGGUGUUUCCCCUACUAAAUACACUUACUCAGUCCUUAUAGAUGGCUAUUGUCAAAGAAAUAGAGUGGACAAGGCUCUGUUGCUUCUCGAGGAGAUGGACGAGGGAGGUCUCCCACCUUUUCCUCCAGUGUAUUGCAGCUUCAUAAACACUCUUGGAAAGGCAAGUGAGCUAUCUAAGGAAGAUAAAGAGAAUCUCAGAAAUGUGAUGAUCAAACAUUUCGGAAAACAUGGAAAGCUCAGGGAAGCUGUUGUUGUGGAUCUUCUCAAGGACCAAGGAAGUGGUUUUGAUGUCAAUGCGCUUGUGUCAGGAAUGGUGAAGGCUGGUAUGAUAAGUGAAGCUAAUUUGUUGCUUAGAAAGAUGGAAGAAAAUGGCUUCAUCCUGGAUGUAAAUUCACAUAAUAUCAUCCUCAACGGCUUUGCUAGAGAAGGUGUGCCAAAGCUGGCUAUUGAUAUGUUUGAAGCUAUGAAGCAAUCUGGGAUUAAGCCUGAUGGUAUCAAUUAUAAUACUCUUCUUGGAUGUUUCCUACAUUCUGGAAUGUUUAAGGAGGCUGCAAGAGUGACGAGAGAGAUGAAAGAUGAAGGUUUUGCCAUCACUGACUCAUCAAUACUUGAAGCUGAUGGCAAUGUGGAUCAAAAUCUGCUGCAAUCCAGGUUUCAGGACUCCAUCAUCACAAAGGCUUCACUAGAUGACAUGUGAAGCAGGAUCGAUGAGCAUGAGCUAAAUGCUGAGAUUGGUGUACAAGGCACAGACGAUGAACCUGAGACACCCGCUGGUUCCCCCUAAAAUGGUGGUUCAUGCUCAAGUUAUCAUCAAACUUGGCAAAUUAUGCUGUAUAAUAUUUUUUAGUUUUAGUUAUGAUGAUGAUUUUUCUGUGUAAUAAAGUCUAUUUUGUUUAAGUUUUAGUUUUAGUUUUAAUCAUGCUUAAAAAGAAAAUUUUAUUUUGUAAAAAACUAGCCUUUUUGAUGCUCAUUGUUCGGUUAUAAUAGAUGAUCUGACAUCAGUACGUUCACUCGUAAAAUAAUGAUUUGUUCAGAUGACCAAACACACAACAUCCUGAAAGUAAGUAGCAUAGAGAUUAGGGCUGGGCAAAAAAAAAUCCGAAUCCGAAGAACCGAUCCGGAUCCGAUCCAGAAAAGUAGUAUCAAACUUGAACUGAAAUUGACUAAAUAUCUGAACGGAUUCAAAAUUUUGGCACUUAGAAAAUCAAAACCGAACCCGAUCCGAACCGAAAUAUUUUGGGUACCCGAAUGUAUCCGAAAUAGAUUUAUAUAACUAAAUAUAUUAACUAUUUUUAGAUUUAAUGUAUAUUAAAAUUAUCCAAAAUAUAUAAGAUACUUUUAAGUUGUCCAAACUAUUUGAAAAUAUAUACAAAUAGUCAAAAGUAAAUAUCUAAAAUAGCUAAAGUAUACUCAAAACACCAAAAAUAUUUUAAAUAUCUAUUGAUCUUUUAUCCAAAUAUUCAAACCAACUCAAUUUAUAUGUUAAGUUUAUGUAUUUUGAUAUAUGUUAUUCAAAUUUAUAUGUAAUAUAUUAUUUUGUUUAUAGAUUUUGAAAAAUUUAGAGUAUAUAAUAAAUUUUAAAAUUUUAAAAAUAAUUUAAAUGGGUUAUCCGAUCCCGAACCGAACCCUCAAAGAUCCGAACUGAAUCCAAAUCGAAAUUUAGAAAUACCUGAAUGUGCCUAAAAUCUUUAACCCCGAAAAUUCAAAAUGCCAAUAGAUCUAAACCGAACCUGAAUGGGUACCCGAACGCUCACCCUUAAAAUGUUAGAAUCUUGUUUUGUGUUAAUAUUUAAAAUUAAGAAAUUGUGCUCUUUGUUUCUUGUUUUAUGACUAAAAAUUGUGCUCUUUGUUCUGUCUCUGGUUUCUCUUGUAUACAAAUCAAUAAAAGUUAGCUUGUUGAAUAACAUAAUUUUUUGGUCUAAGUCGAACAACAUAAUUGUACACCAUUAGAUGCUGAAUUGCUUCAAAUGCAAAAAUGUUGAAUAUAUUAUAUUUAUUUUUUUGGUAAAAAAGAUGUCAGAAGCUAUCCAUUUCGAAGCUCUUUUUUAUUCAACAUCGAUUUUGGAACAUUCACAUACGAUGGUUUUGGGUUCCUCGUAUUAAGUUACACAUUUAUUUGAUCAUCCGAUUUGAUGUGUGCGUUUUAAAGCUUGCUGGUUCUGCAUAAAAAGCUGAAACAUUUGUGUUUGGUGAUAUGGACCUAAUUUAAUAUUUGCCCUUCUGUCGAACACCAAUUCAGCUUCACAAGAUCCCGGGCUGUAGCUGGGUUGAUGUUUAAUUGACAGAGUAAUCUUGGAAGUCAGGCAUUGUUGAAGGAGACAUUGUUUCAGGUAUUGGAUUUGCAUAUGCUUUAAUUAACAGUAAUCAUCUCUGGCCAUGAUUCUGAAAUAUUAUUAGACAGAAGAUUAGAUGGUUCAGUGUCUGUAGUAACAAGAGACACAGCUGUAAAAGAAUUCAACAAUGAUCCAGACAUAAGUGGUGAAUUCGAUGUUGCAUGUUUUAUCCGCUCUAAGUGAACUAACUAAUGCAAGGUUCUUAUAUCGUAGCAGGUGCAGGUGAUGCUGAUAUCACUUAAAGCUGGAAACCUCGGAUUGUAUAUGCAAACGAUAACAUGUGAUGGUGACCGGGUUUUAGUAUCCGUGGGAUCUUGUGUUCUGGCCAGUCUUCUUCUCGGGAAGGAUCCUUACAUCAUGAAUCUAGGUAAUAGCAGAGCUGUGCUAAGUGACCUACAACGGUAAUAGGAAGCUGCAAGCUGUUCAGCUCACAGGGAAUCACACUGUUCAUAACGAAAUCGAAGAAGCUAGGCUCUUGAGUGAACAUCUUGAUGAUCCCAAGAUCGUUAUUGGUAAGGAAAACUUAAAAGUUACUUGUACUCUAGGAGUUGGUUAAUUACUUGAAAAAGAAUGUAUUGUUAUCUGAUACAGUUUACGUAUUAGAUCCGGUAAAACAGAGAAAUAGAUAACAAGGAUGAUAAACUGAUUAUGUUUUGAUUACUGAAAUGAUAAAGAAAAUACAAGUUUAGAGAGGUUUAACCGGAAUCUCUCAAUCUCUCCAUGAACAUGAUGAUCAAACAACUUGAUACUAAAGCCUUACAACCCUACACAGUAUUUAUACUCUCAAGCUACUCGUUCUUUCCACGCACAUACUAUGUGAGCUGCAAGCAGAGCACCCCAUGUGCACCUCCCACAUCACACACACACAUUCUUCAUGAGCCAACACCCCAUGUGCAAUUGUCGCUGAGUCAGCAUGAUCCCUUAUUCUUCUAGAGACUGCCCUUUGAAGAACCAACCUUCCCUUGGCCAAAACGAGCGGUGCGAGGCUUCCUAUUCAGCUUGGGCCUUCCUCCUCUUGUAUUGAUAGAGCAUCGGUGGAUAGUAAGCCUCAUACGUAUCAUUAUCAUGGUGAUUUGAGAGUAUCAUCAUCAUAGCUUUUGUCUCAUGAUUGAUUUUUCAAAGGGCUAAUACGUUGAAGGAGAAACUGAAGGAUGUUGGAAUUCUCCGGGUUCGUAACCUUUUGAGCCCACUUAACGUUUCAGUGAAACCAUCAAUGAGAGUUCACGCAAGAUAACGAAGUCAGAUCACUUUGUUAAAGUUGCAAGCGAUGGUUUGUUCGAUUUCUUCAGCAACAAGGAAGGGAUCGAGCUUGUGCAUGGGCAUGGCUUCAUUUCUAUCUACCCUCCUAGCUAGCUUCAUUUCUAGAUACCUUCAUGGUUUGUUCGAUAAAACUGCUGCUUUUUAGUUUGUCUAAGCCUCUGGUUGUUUUUUUUUAGCCUUGGCUUAUUACUUGGUUCGUAACUAGACAUAAUUGGUUUCUGUUAAUUGAUUUAAGUACUAUUGGAAUAAAUUUUGAACUUAGAGCUUUACUUCUCGCGUGUUUAUGAAUAUUCAUAUUACAUAAUGUAAGGUGGGAGUAUUUAAACUUCAAUAUCUGAGAAAAAGAAUGUCUCCACCUGAGGGGCUCUUGAACCAAGACCACAAUGUUACGAGCCUUGUGCUCUACCAACUGAUCUACACAGUCCAGUAUUUGGGGAUCCCCCUUGACUUCUAAGAAGCUCUCAAUGAGUGAUUGCCAGCCCUUCAUUUCGAUUGCGAAAGUGAGCCCUUCAUUUCGAUUGGGAAAGUGAGCCGAUACACUUAAUUGACGACAUGAACAACGUAAUAGUAUAGACAAUGCUAAUGAACAACGUAAAAGGAUUACUAAUGUAUCAAUGUCUCUGAUAAAUUGAAAUGUUGGUUUCUUAGGUUUUACCAGUUUGGUAUGAAGAUCUUGAGCUAUAUGAUAUAAACACCAACCUGUUAUAUUAGUAAGGGUUUUACGACACUAUGAAAGAACAUAAUCAAUAUGCAUUAAUAAAUAAUUUCAUUAGAUUCACUAUUUACCUUUAUAUCAUUUUAAUACGAAGAACAAGAAAUCCGCACUUAAAUUUUUUCAUAUGCUAGUUACAUAAUCAAUAUGCAUUAAUAAAUAAUUUCAUUAAGUUCACUAUUCACUGUUAUAUCAUUUUAUUGGUUAAAAAACUCAUAAAAAUUUAAUUCAAUAGCGUUUCCUCAAACACAGUUGAGAUCUUAAAGUAUCUAUGAUCUAGAAUUUGAAUGAUCAAAUUAAAAACUAGCAUAAAAUAGUAUAAAUGAAAGAUCUAAGAAAAUGUAACAUAAAGGAUUAUCAUCAAACAUCAAAUCAUCCUACUAUAACCUAAUCAUGAUCAAACUAAAUAUUAGAUCCUAAACACCAUGACUUGCGGAGAAAUAGUCAUAAACAUAAUAAAAAUAGAUACAUAAAUAAAUAAAUAAAAAGAGAGAGAGAUGAUGAAGACACAAUCA